This is a messenger RNA of Trichophyton rubrum CBS 118892, 1165 nucleotides long. RefSeq lists its product as uncharacterized. The record is from RefSeq and is a predicted model, not a curated record. Lineage: Eukaryota; Fungi; Ascomycota; Eurotiomycetes; Onygenales; Arthrodermataceae. Bases 186 to 506 code for a protein of 106 amino acids. The transcript has a single exon.
GUCUAACACGUGUAUUAGAGAGCUUGACGUCGCCGAAGAAGGGCAAGGGCAAGGAGAAGGAAGUCUUGCCGGCUGCUUCGUAGCCAAAGAAAAACGUUAAAAAAGGGGGUAGCAGUCGUAAACGGCCUGCUACGGAUGCAGAGGUCCGUAAAGAAAAAGCCAGAUGCCUGCACCACCAUUUUCGUAUGGUUGCCUCUACUGCCGAGACGUUAUCUGCAAGUGCUAUAGCGCAGAAGGAGAUCCUAGAAGAGACCUUGAAGCAGCUAGAAGCAAGGCUUACAACGUUAACGAAUGGAAUUGCUUUGAUGCGGGCCGGGCUUUUAAGUACAAAGGCAUAUGCAGUUUCCCAGUCUAAUCUUGCUAUUGCAGCCAGUGAGAUAGCAGAUAGCCUUGCAACAGAAGCAGGCCUUGAGGACUUCGAGGAGACUGCAAGUGAGGAAGAGGAAGAGGCUGCAGCUACAGCGGAUAUAGAGCUAGGGAACGAUGAAAUGACAUUGGAAAUGUAGAUGUAUCUCUACAACUACAACUGCCAACUGCAAGGGCUUAACCCGUUUGUAAAAUAGAUCAAUGAAACGAAUGUAACGAUAUCAUAUCCUCCUAUUCACUAACACCAAUGCCUGUAAGGACUUCUGCUAUACAAUAUUCUGAACGGUGUCAAGAUUUUAAAUAUUCGUUAUACGCGAAAGGGCAACGUAAAACUAGCCGUGUAUAACACUGGAGAAUGUAAAAUCAACACCAACGUGGUCAAGAGACUAGCCUUGCGGCUUGUUAAUAGUCAUUGCAAGCAAGGAGCAACCUAUUGCCAAAGACCGAGCAACAAUUAACCUGGAGCCGUUGCAGAGCCCUUCCUUGGGCCGUAAAUUGCGAAGAAGUUUUGAAGUCGAUGUUGAGGUUGAGCUUGAUUAUUAAUUAAGCUCUUCUGCAAACAGUGCAAACAUGCAAACAUAUAAACCUUAUCAGAUAAGAUAACAAACAAAUUAAACAAAUCAAGCAAACUAGACAAACAAGACAAACAGAGCAAACAAACAAAACAAACCAAACAAACACUUCCAGCCGCAACUCUUGCAACUUCCACCUUUUUAGCUUCUUCGUCUGUACGAGAAUAACGAAGGACAACGAAUAACAAACACGCGCGAGGGACCAAAAUGCUCCCGAGCUAGCCAUG